This is a messenger RNA of Diorhabda sublineata, 1993 nucleotides long. RefSeq names its product poly [ADP-ribose] polymerase tankyrase-1-like. The transcript is spliced from 2 exons. The coding region runs from base 213 to 1772 and encodes 519 amino acids. Gene Ontology annotation, cellular component: cytoplasm. NCBI's taxonomy places the organism in Eukaryota, Metazoa, Arthropoda, Insecta, Coleoptera, Chrysomelidae. The record is from RefSeq and is a predicted model, not a curated record. Gene Ontology annotation, molecular function: protein binding.
GAUGACAGUUUGAUGCAUUAGCACAGCUUGCGUUGAUUAAAUUGUUAUUUCAAAAAUCUACUGACAUAAUAUUCAGUGCAGCAAAGUCUUUUGUAAUCCGAGGACUAAUUACUUUGAAAUUAUCUAAUUGAAUUUAAAUAAACAUAAAACAAGUUUGAAAUACAGUGAGUUUAGAUACUUCUUAAUACCUAGAUAUAUCUAAUUGAAGAAAAAUGUUGGAGGAUUUCCCACUACACAAAGCCAUAGUCGAAAAUGACGACGACUCGGUCGAGUUAUUGUUGAACUACGUAGACAUAAAUGAGAAAAAUAAAUGGGGUCAUACUCCCGUAUCUUUAGCAAUAGUUAAAAAAAAUUUGAAAAUAGUUCGUUUACUGUUAGAUAACGGGGCCAAAACUAGCAUUUUGAUAGAAAAAUUUUACCCAAUUCACUUGGCGGUAAAAAUAGGAUCGUUGCCUAUAUUCAAAUUACUGCUAGAAUACAAAGUUAACUUGCACGUAAAUACAGCUUGUUUGAGUCAUUGUAUCCAUUUAGCCGCGCGAUACGGCAAAUUAGAAAUAUUGGAAUACAUACUGGAAUUAGGGGUGGACGUCGAUCUUUUCGACGGAUCCAAAUACACCCCCUUACAUAGAGCGAUUUUCGCCGGAAAAACCGAAGCUGUGAAAUUUCUUUUACAGCGUAACGCCGAUAUAAGCAUCACUGAUAAUCAUGGAAAUACCGCCCUACAUUUCGCCGUUAUACUCGGUAUGACAACGAUAACGCAGGUACUUAUCGCUCACGGCGCUAACAUCGUCAAAAAAAACUAUUCGCGAUUAACGCCGUUAGAUUUCGCUUCAAUACACGGUCGAUUCGACAUUGUGAAAUGUUUGUACGAAGCCGGCGCGGGGUGUAAUACCAGCGGAAAAUGUACCUACAGUCCACUACAUCUAGCGACGCAAUACGGUCAUGUAGAAAUCGUCGAAUAUUUCCUAAACAAAGGAUUCGAUAUCAAUUUCGCGACUAGAAACGGAUAUACGAUGUUACACGCCGCGACUAGAAACAAUCAUCCUCGAUUGGUUCUGUUAUUAAUAGAUCGUGGUGCCGAUUUGAGAUGUACGACUAAAACAAAAAAUUAUAGUGCUUUGGAUUUCGCGGCGCUUAGCGGUAAUCCCAGUAGUAUCAAUAUUCUGAUACAAAAUUGCGCAAAUUUCGAAGUAAAAUCUAACGGAGAAUGUCGCUUGAUAAAUUUAAUAUCGAAAAAUUUCGAUGACACUCUUCCCCAAGUUCAACAACAAAAGUUUCGGGCGGCUACUGAGAUUAUUAUUAAAUUUCUCGUUUUGCGAAAUCGACACGCGCCCGUCUAUUUCCCCGAAAGAAUCCCGUUUUUGAAAGAGCUGGAACAGUUUUGGUACGACUGUAAACAGGAAAUGGAAAUAUUGGAUAAAAUUUAUAUUGGUAACACUACAAUUUCGCAAUACCAACUGUUAAAAGCUUUACUUUUCGAUAAACAGUUGGAGAAAUAUAUAAAAAACGAAGAAUUAUCUAUAAUAUAUAGUAAUUUACAAGCUCAUAUCAAAAUACCUUCGAUAUUUGAGAAUAUUAAUAGAUUAAUAAGGGUCGGUGUAUCUAGGGGUAAGACGAGAAAUAUUAUAGCGAAAUGCGCCCAUUCUAUAAUUACCGAAAAAAUAAAAAAUAAGCUACCGCUCGAGAUUGUAAUGCAAAUAAUCGAUUAUCUUACUACAGAAGAUAUGGCUCAUCUUGUAAAAUUAGAUAUAAAAUGUGCGUUUCAAAUAUAAAUACACAAACGUCAUAACAAAACGAACAAUAUCAUAUGAAAGUAUGUGUGCUAAAUGAACUCUCGAUUUUGUACAAGAUGGCUGUCAUGUCAAGUGAUUUUUCGAUGUUGACAAGUUUAUUAAUUCACAGAACAAUUGUUUGAAAAAUUAGUGUUCCGUCGUUUAUCUAUGUAGUUAUUUGUUAAAAAUGUUGAAUAGUUACCAAUAAAAAGUUUAAAAGC